Messenger RNA from Liolophura sinensis, 8069 nucleotides. RefSeq names its product mucin-19-like. Bases 1 to 7974 code for a protein of 2657 amino acids. The transcript is spliced from 49 exons. Lineage: Eukaryota; Metazoa; Mollusca; Polyplacophora; Chitonida; Chitonidae. The record is from RefSeq and is a predicted model, not a curated record. Gene Ontology annotation, molecular function: protein binding.
AUGAAGCAACCACGUUGCGGCAGCACCAAUGUCCAACUGUAUUCCGUUGUGGUUGACGGACAAUCUCCAGCCCAGGAUGUAACUGGCGAACAGCCCGUCGAUGUCACUGACAAGCUGGAAGUUUCCUUGGAUACCAGCAAGCUGGAGGAGACUCCAGUAGUAAUGAGUGUCUCUGUAGACGUCAACACCGACAAAACAGGCAAACUCCGUGUUGUAACUGACGAAUGGCCAAAGAGUAUGACCUUACAACAGGAACAGUUGAGGUGGUCUUUAACAAAGCCGGCGACAAAGUCAGCUUUGUUGUUGUGCCAGAUGAGGGAGGGUGCCAGUGUACAGUUGUCUUCUGUAAACAUUGAAGUCUGCAUUAAAGUCUCGCCAACUGAAGGGACACCAGCUACCACUGCAGGAACACCAGCUACAACCGCUGGAACACCAGCUACAACUGUGGGGACACCAGCUACAACUGCAGGAACACCAGCUACAACAGCAGGUACGCCGGGUACAACAGCAGGAACGCCAGGAACAACUGCAGGAACACCAGCUACAACUCCUGGAAAAUACGAGUGUGCGGAAGAAGGAACCCCGUUGGACAGCACAAAUGUCCAGCUGUAUUCUGUUUUGGUUGACGAACAAUCUCCUGACCAGGAUGUGACUGGCGAUCAGCCCGUCGAUGUAACUGACAGAUUAGAUGUUACCUUGGAUGAGAGCAAGCUGGAGGAGACACCAGUAGUAAUGACUGUCUCUGUAGACGUCAACACCGACACACCAGGCAAACUCCGUGUUAUACUGACUAAUGAUGAUGAAGAAGUAGAGGUUAAAGUGUUUGACCUUACAACCGGUACUGUUGAUGUGACGUUUAACAAACCCGGCGACAAAGUCAGCUUUGUAGUUGAGCCAGAUGAGGAGGGUGCCAGUGUACAGUUGUCUUCUGUAGACAUUGAAGUCUGCCUUAAAGUAUCGCCAACUGAAGGCACACCAGCCACAACAGCAGGAACACCAGCCACAACAGCAGGAACACCAGCCACAACUGCAGGAACACCAGCCACAACAGCAGGAACACCAGCUACCACUGCCGGAACACCAGCUACCACUGCAGGAACACCAGCUACCACUGCAGGAACACCAGCUACAACUCCUACAGUGUACCAGUGUGCCGAUGAAGCAACCACGUUGGGCAGCACCAAUGUCCAACUGUAUUCCGUUGUGGUUGACGGACAAUCUCCAGCCCAGGAUGUAACUGGCGAACAGCCCGUCGAUGUCACUGACAAGCUGGAAGUUUCCUUGGAUACCAGCAAGCUGGAGGAGACUCCAGUAGUAAUGAGUGUCUCUGUAGACGUCAACACCGACAAAACAGGCAAACUCCGUGUUGUACUGACGAAUGGUGAUCAGGAAGUAGAGGCCAAAGAGUAUGACCUUACAACAGGAACAGUUGAGGUGGUCUUUAACAAAGCCGGCGACAAAGUCAGCUUUGUUGUUGUGCCAGAUGAGGAGGGUGCCAGUGUACAGUUGUCUUCUGUAAACAUUGAAGUCUGCAUUAAAGUCUCGCCAACUGAAGGGACACCAGCUACCACUGCAGGAACACCAGCUACAACCGCUGGAACACCAGCUACAACUGUGGGGACACCAGCUACAACUGCAGGAACACCAGCUACAACAGCAGGUACGCCGGGUACAACAGCAGGAACGCCAGGAACAACUGCAGGAACACCAGCUACAACUCCUGGAAAAUACGAGUGUGCGGAAGAAGGAACCCCGUUGGACAGCACAAAUGGCCAGCUGUAUUCUGUUGUGGUUGACGGACAAUCUCCUGACCAGGAUGUGACUGGCGAUCAGCCCGUCGAUGUCACUGACAGAUUAGAUGUUACCUUGGAUGAGAGCAAGCUGGAGGAGACACCAGUAGUAAUGACUGUCUCUGUAGACGUCAACACCGACACACCAGGCAAACUCCGUGUUAUACUGACUAAUGAUGAUGAAGAAGUAGAGGUUAAAGUGUUUGACCUUACAACCGGUACUGUUGAUGUGACGUUUAACAAACCCGGCGACAAAGUCAGCUUUGUAGUUGAGCCAGAUGAGGAGGGUGCCAGUGUACAGUUGUCUUCUGUAGACAUUGAAGUCUGCCUUAAAGUAUCGCCAACUGAAGGCACACCAGCCACAACAGCAGGAACACCAGCCACAACAGCAGGAACACCAGCCACAACUGCAGGAACACCAGCCACAACAGCAGGAACACCAGCUACCACUGCCGGAACACCAGCUACCACUGCAGGAACACCAGCUACCACUGCAGGAACACCAGCUACAACUCCUACAGUGUACCAGUGUGCCGAUGAAGCAACCACGUUGGGCAGCACCAAUGUCCAACUGUAUUCCGUUGUGGUUGACGGACAAUCUCCAGCCCAGGAUGUAACUGGCGAACAGCCCGUCGAUGUCACUGACAAGCUGGAAGUUUCCUUGGAUACCAGCAAGCUGGAGGAGACUCCAGUAGUAAUGAGUGUCUCUGUAGACGUCAACACCGACAAAACAGGCAAACUCCGUGUUGUACUGACGAAUGGUGAUCAGGAAGUAGAGGCCAAAGAGUAUGACCUUACAACAGGAACAGUUGAGGUGGUCUUUAACAAAGCCGGCGACAAAGUCAGCUUUGUUGUUGUGCCAGAUGAGGAGGGUGCCAGUGUACAGUUGUCUUCUGUAAACAUUGAAGUCUGCAUUAAAGUCUCGCCAACUGAAGGGACACCAGCUACCACUGCAGGAACACCAGCUACAACCGCUGGAACACCAGCUACAACUGUGGGGACACCAGCUACAACUGCAGGAACACCAGCUACAACAGCAGGUACGCCGGGUACAACAGCAGGAACGCCAGGAACAACUGCAGGAACACCAGCUACAACUCCUGGAAAAUACGAGUGUGCGGAAGAAGGAACCCCGUUGGACAGCACAAAUGGCCAGCUGUAUUCUGUUUUGGUUGACGGACAAUCUCCUGACCAGGAUGUGACUGGCGAUCAGCCCGUCGAUGUAACUGACAGAUUAGAUGUUACCUUGGAUGAGAGCAAGCUGGAGGAGACACCAGUAGUAAUGACUGUCUCUGUAGACGUCAACACCGACACACCAGGCAAACUCCGUGUUAUACUGACUAAUGAUGAUGAAGAAGUAGAGGUUAAAGUGUUUGACCUUACAACCGGUACUGUUGAUGUGACGUUUAACAAACCCGGCGACAAAGUCAGCUUUGUAGUUGAGCCAGAUGAGGAGGGUGCCAGUGUACAGUUGUCUUCUGUAGACAUUGAAGUCUGCCUUAAAGUAUCGCCAACUGAAGGCACACCAGCCACAACAGCAGGAACACCAGCCACAACAGCAGGAACACCAGCCACAACUGCAGGAACACCAGCCACAACAGCAGGAACACCAGCUACCACUGCCGGAACACCAGCUACCACUGCAGGAACACCAGCUACCACUGCAGGAACACCAGCUACAACUCCUACAGUGUACCAGUGUGCCGAUGAAGCAACCACGUUGGGCAGCACCAAUGUCCAACUGUAUUCCGUUGUGGUUGACGGACAAUCUCCAGCCCAGGAUGUAACUGGCGAACAGCCCGUCGAUGUCACUGACAAGCUGGAAGUUUCCUUGGAUACCAGCAAGCUGGAGGAGACUCCAGUAGUAAUGAGUGUCUCUGUAGACGUCAACACCGACAAAACAGGCAAACUCCGUGUUGUACUGACGAAUGGUGAUCAGGAAGUAGAGGCCAAAGAGUAUGACCUUACAACAGGAACAGUUGAGGUGGUCUUUAACAAAGCCGGCGACAAAGUCAGCUUUGUUGUUGUGCCAGAUGAGGAGGGUGCCAGUGUACAGUUGUCUUCUGUAAACAUUGAAGUCUGCAUUAAAGUCUCGCCAACUGAAGGGACACCAGCUACCACUGCAGGAACACCAGCUACAACCGCUGGAACACCAGCUACAACUGUGGGGACACCAGCUACAACUGCAGGAACACCAGCUACAACAGCAGGUACGCCGGGUACAACAGCAGGAACGCCAGGAACAACUGCAGGAACACCAGCUACAACUCCUGGAAAAUACGAGUGUGCGGAAGAAGGAACCCCGUUGGACAGCACAAAUGGCCAGCUGUAUUCUGUUUUGGUUGACGGACAAUCUCCUGACCAGGAUGUGACUGGCGAUCAGCCCGUCGAUGUAACUGACAGAUUAGAUGUUACCUUGGAUGAGAGCAAGCUGGAGGAGACACCAGUAGUAAUGACUGUCUCUGUAGACGUCAACACCGACACACCAGGCAAACUCCGUGUUAUACUGACUAAUGAUGAUGAAGAAGUAGAGGUUAAAGUGUUUGACCUUACAACCGGUACUGUUGAUGUGACGUUUAACAAACCCGGCGACAAAGUCAGCUUUGUAGUUGAGCCAGAUGAGGAGGGUGCCAGUGUACAGUUGUCUUCUGUAGACAUUGAAGUCUGCCUUAAAGUGUUGCCAACUGAAGGAACACCAGCUACCACUGCAGGAACACCAGCCACAACUGUGGGGACACCAGCUACAACUGCAGGAACACCAGCUACAACUGCUGGAACACCAGGAACUACUCCAUCCAUCUUAGCACCAGAGGAUUGUGAGGACGACGUUUCUCUCCUCAACGCCGUUCCCUCGGAUGUCGGACAACCCGGACAGAACCCAUUUAGUCCAGGACAGAGUGACUUCAUUGAGCUUGAGUUCACCGAGUUACUUUUUGUGUACUCUGUGACAGUAGAGACAAGUGGUACAUUUACCCUACAGUAUAAAGAUCCUCUCGGAGCGUGGGUACCAUACCAAAGCAAGAUCGACGGACAGGAUGCACCAAACGGAGAAUUUUUGCCAGACUCAGUUGCUGAGCAGCGCUUUGCAGUGGUGCCAUUCAUAGCCUCGGCAGUAAGGGUAUACCCCACACAGGAUAUAACUGUCAGUAUCCAGGGAUGCAGUGAACCACCAACUGAAGGAACCACGACUUCUGUGAUACCUCCAUCUACAACUCCUGUCGUGUUCGAAUGCACAGAGCCAGAAAAGGAAGUACUCAGCACAACCGAGGGAGUUCUGAAAAUAUUAGACAAUAACGGUGUUGAUAUUACCAGUGCUUUGCAACCAGGUGAAGAUGGCACAACAGCAACCGAAUUCACAGCCUCUGUCAACCCAGACAGGCUUGAAAAUCCUCUGCCCACCGUAAUGACAGUCACUUUUACAGCACAGUCCCCUGCCGCUGGUACCAUUACUGUUACUUUGUCCAGUGGAGAGACCGAAGUCGAGUCAGAGGAAGUGGAGGUGUCCGAGGGCAGCAAUCCCGUCAGUGUGACCUUUAACAAACGUGGUGACAACGUCAAAGUGGACAUCAGUGGCAUUGCCGGAGUAACGGUAACCGAGUUCGUGGUGAAGAUGUGCGCUGAAGUUUCCGUGGAGGUCACCCCAACAGUGAUGACAACUAUUACAGUCAUGCCACCUUGUUCUGAUACCUGUGAUCAUCACAAGUGCUUGAAUAAUUCACAAAUAUGUAAUGGCGUUCAAGACUGCGAUGACGGCACAGACGAAUGUCUCGAAUACGACGACUGGGUUCCGGAAGGCACAUGCACUGAAACGUGUGGCGAUUUUGGAGAACAGAAGUUUGUUCGACGCUGCAAAGUCCAUCGUUGUGAGAAUCCCGUGGAAGAGGAAAGAUUCGAACCGUGCAACAGACACGCCUGCGACUGCGUUUUCUCGAUGUCUGAUUAUCCAUACCUGGAAGAAGUCUCACCGGCAUGGAUUCAGAAGAACGAUCAACCUGGCAUCCAGGAUGACGAGAUCGUGUCGCCAGGAGAUAUCAUUGACAACGCCGUCAUCGUCUUUGUGGGAUGUAAUAACUGUACCUGUGAUAAUGGCCAAUGGGACUGUACCACAGCUCCAUGCGUUGGGUGCGUGUACGAGGAAUGGUCGCAAUGGACUGAAUGUUCUAAGACCUGUGAUAACGGAGUAAGAUCAAGGACGAAGGUACUUAAGAGCGCAGAUGACACGACCUGCCUUCCUGAGAUUACGGAAGAAGAACCUUGUAACACACAACCUUGCCCUGGCUGGAGCUCUUGGGGCCCCUGGUCCGACUGUAGCGAGGAUUGCAACGGUGUUCAAACGAGAACAAGAACUUGCCAGAACAGUCAGGAUCCAGCCGGCUGUGAAGGAACGCCACUCGAGUCUAAAGGCUGUAACAAGGACACAGAGGCUUGCAAAGAAGAGGAAUGUGCCGAACUAGGCAUGGUGUACACAGAUUGCGUAAAGGCCUGUCCACAUACAUGUCAAGACUAUCGUCUGCCGGCGUCCUGCGUUGAUGACGCUGAAGGAUGUGAACCUGGCUGUGACUGCAAGGAAGGAGAAGUUCGGUAUCAGGGCCAGUGUGUCCCUCAAGAUUCAUGCGCUUGCUAUUUGGAUGACGGUUCAGAAAUUCAAGUCGGUUUGACUGUUAACACAGACGAUUGUACAAAAUGCUCUUGCGCAGCUGAUGGUAAAAUCACAUGCGUCCCAGACCCAGAUUGCGACCGUGAUUGCGGAUGGUCCGACUGGUCAUCAUGGGGAGAAUGUUUGUGCGAUUCCACGAAGGAAAAAUUCAGAUUCAGAACCCCCGACAACCCACCACGUGCCGGCAACGGUGCAGAAUGCGAGGGCCGCGAUAACGAGACCAUGAAAUGCACAGAGGAACAGUGUCCGCCGUUAUGUACAUACAAGGGUCAAGGCUACGAGCUCGGACAGGAAGUGUACCGAACUGACUGUCAAGUCUGCUCCUGCACAAUGAACGGAAGUGUGGAAUGUGUGGAUGAUCUGUCCAAGAAGAUUAAUGGUGGCGUGUCUGACUGGAGCGAAUGGUCUGUCUGCAGCCGUGACUGCAAAGGCGGAAAGAGACACAGAACCAGAAGCUGUGACAACCCCUUCCAGGCGUGCGGAGGUGACAGCUGUGUAGGAGAAAAUCUUCGCGAAGAGGAACCAUGCAAUGAAGACGUUCCAUGUUGCUUGCGUGAAAACUGGAGCGACUGGGACGUAUGUACCGACUGCGAGCAAGAGUCAAAGCGAACUCGCGGUUUCGUGGACAACCCUGCCGGCUGUGGUGAUGUGGAGGAAGAGACUAAGCCUUGUGCUGAUGAGCUGACUGAUUGUAAACCCCCAUGCGUGUACUCCGAAUGGACGGACGGUGAAUGUUCCGUGACUUGUGGGCCGGGAGAAUAUGAGAGAACACGUACAGUCUUGGAAGGCGAGGAAUGUCCAGAGACAUCUGAAUUCCUGCCAUGCACCAAACCUGACUGUCCUUGUACCGACCCAAACAUGGUUUGGAGUAACUAUAGUAACUGCGAGCCUACAUGUGAAAACCGAAAUGCCGAAUUGUCCUCUGAAGUCUGCAAUGAUUACAGUCCGGACUGCAUCUGUGAGGAAGGUUACGUUCUGGUCAACGAUAAGUGCGAGCCAGAGGACACCUGCGACUUAUGCCGAGUCGGAGAUAAGGUCUACCAGUCUGGAGACUCUUUCAAAGACCCUGAAGAGCCAUGCAACCACUGUACUUGCACGGCCGGAAGUAUUACAUGCAGCCGGCGAUGCGAAGAGGUUGUUUGCAGCAGUGAUGAAAUACUGGUCCGUGCUGAAGAAAGCGGCAGAUGUUGUGACGUUUGUGAACUAAGGAAAGUGGAUACUUGCUCACUACGACAGGGUCGGCGUGUGUUGUCGGUGAAGGGAAGCAACGGUGAAGAAUGCCAGACCAAGGAGCCAGUGACCUACACGUACUGCUCCGGAGGCUGCGGAGACUCUGAAUACACCCCCAUGCUGUCCCUUGUCGACGGCGGCACCGCUGACUCCACAUGUCGCUGUUGUUCAGGCGUCUUUGCUGGAUCUUUGGAAGUGGAGGUCGAGUGUCCAGGUGGAGAAACAAUGACGGCAAAAUACCCAGCGUUUUCGGGCUGCCAGUGUGACGCUUGUGCCGGCGAGAUUCCCGCCUAUUAGGCGAGAUUGCGCGAGACUUCCGUACAAGCGGAUCACUCAGCAAUUAUACUGGAAAUAUGAUUCACAAUAGUAAAGAACAAAUUAAAUAAAUUUAA